AUGGCGUCCUCGGCUCGCCUGGUCACCAUCAAGCGGAGCGGCGACGACGGCGCACACUUCCCGCUGACCCUCAGCUCCUGCCUGUUCGGAAGGAGUAUUGAAUGUGACAUUCGUAUCCAACUGCCUGUAGUGUCAAAAAAGCACUGUAAAAUUGAAAUCAAUGACCAGCAGGCAAUAUUGCAUAAUUUCAGUUCCACAAAUCCAACACAAGUAAAUGGGGCUACUGUAGAUGAGCCUGUGCAGCUGAAGCAUGGAGAUAUAAUUACAAUCAUUGACCGAUCUUUUAGGUAUGAAAACGGAAAUCAAAAGGAUGGAAGCAGAUCAAUGGGAUUUCCAGGAAAAUCAUUUGGACAGGAACCGGUGCAGCAAGCUUCAGGAGCUAGCUUCUCUGAUGAUCCUGAUGGAAAAGAUCAAGAUGCCAGCACUUCAAAAACCACUGCUUCAAGAAGAUCUUUGGUGCAUGCCAAGAGGUUCUCUGGAGACAGUUCUGCCUCAGGUGGUUCAAAGGACAGUGUUACCCAAGAUCCAUCCAAUACCUGUUCUUCAGGGCAUGUAGAACAACACAGUGGCAGAAACACAGAAGAGCCCACUUCUGAUGUUCUUUUUAAGAAGUCCAGGGCUGCAGGAAACAGUUCCAGGGAACUGAAGUCUUCUCCUGCACAGAGCCUUAGCAACAGCAAGAAACAUGAAUCUCCCUUUGAGAAACUCUAUCAGUCAAUGAAGGAAGAGUUGAAUAUAAAAUCACAGAAACAGUCUCAUAGGAAGUCAGAACCACAACCUGAAUGUGCAGCAGGAAAAGAAACAUGGGAGACAAAGCUAUUGGUGUCAUGCAAGUCAAGAGCAAAAUCCAGUGGAAGCACCCCUGGUCCUGCAGUCUCUUCACCCAAAGUAGGAAAGAUCUGGACUGAGGACAAGAGUAGUGCUGUGGGGCCUCUUCAGACUUCCACAGAGGCUCUGAGUUCCAGCUUCUUGCUCUCUGAGACUGCUAAAAUGAAGACCCCUUUGCGGAAUUCACAGCAACUUAAGAAUGAAGAGUCCCACGUUAGUGGCAGAAGAGAAUCUGUGAAUCUGAAUGAAAGUGAAGGUGCCAAGGCAGAUUAUAAGAUAGUCACUCCUAGGAAGCCGGCAACUAGAAACCAAACUCCAGUGAAAGUUGAAGGUGCUGCCAGCCCUGCUGGUAAACCAGAAAACAUCUCUUCCAAAAAGAGGAAGAGUCUUCCUGCAAAGAUAGAAGUGCUGUCUGCGGAAACACAAAGCCAGUUCUCUUCAACUCAUCACCUUGCUUCAGACGAAAAGAAAACUCCAAAGGAUUCCUUCAGCAAGCCUGAGAAAUUGGCCACAGCAGCUAGGCAAAUUUACUCUGGGCUACCUGGUCUUAGUUCCGUUGAUAUCAGCAAUUUUGGUGACUCCAUUAACAAGAGUGAGGGAAUGUCUUUGAAGAGAAGACGUGUAUCCUUUGGUGGUCAUCUGAGACCCGAGUUAUUUGAUGAAAACUUGCCUCCUAAUACACCACUCAAAAGAGGAGAAACACCGACCAAGAGGAAGUCACUUGCUCCUCACACUCCAUCAGUCCUGAAGAAAAUUAUCAAGGAACGACCUCAGUCACCAGGGAAACGAGAGUCUCCUGGAAUAACUCUACCAAGCCCAAAUGAUCAAAGACGCAGAUCAGGCAGGAGUGCACCUGCUUCCAGUGGCAGCAAAUCCUUACCUCAGACAGACACUCCCAAGAAAGCAAGCAGGAAGAGUGGCAACCUGCCUGCCAAGAGAGCAUCUAUCAGCCGAAGUCAGCAUGACAUUUUACAGAUGAUUUCCUCCAAAAGAAGGAGUGGUGCUUCUGAAGCCAACUUGAUUGUUGCAAAAUCAUGGGCAGAUGUUGUAAAACUUGGCACGAAACAAGCACAGACAAAAGUUGUAAAACAUGUUCCUCAAAAGCAGGCGAGCAAAAGACAAAGAAGACCUAAUACUCCCAAGAAACCUACAAGCAACCUUCACAAUCAGUUUAGCACAGGCCAUGCAAACUCUCCCUGUACCAUUGUAAUAGGAAGAGCUCAGAUUGAAAAAGUAAGCAUGCCUGCUCGGCCCUACAAAAUGCUGAACAACUUGAUGUUAAACCAAAAAAUUGACUUCAGUGAAGAUCUGUCAGGACUAACUGAAAUGUUCAAGACUCCAGUGAAGGAGAAGCAGCAGCAGAUGAGUGACAUGGGCUCCAUUCUCUCCAAUUCAGAGAAUUUACCUGAAAAACAGCUUCAAGUAACUAAUUCAGGAGACAAACCUCUGCCUUUCACCUCAGAGAUUUUGGGAGAAAAUGCCCUCUCCAGUAUUCAGAAUGCAGCAAAGGAACCGUCUGAUAAAUAUUCUGCAAGUCCUACUUUAAGACGGAGAAGCAUCAAAAAUGGAAACACUGUGCAAACUCCUGAGAAUGUCCAAAACAUUACUCACCUUGCAAAGAAGACUCCAGACUCUGUGACAGAGCCUCUGAAGACAGUAUCCAGUGUGAGGAAGUUACGAAGGUCCAGAGAACUCAGACAUACACUUGCAGAAAGUAUGAAUGAAAGCACAGAGGCAGACCUUGCCAAGGGCAUCAUAAUAAGAUACUUAAGGAAGACAUCACUGCAAGGACAAGAAGUGGAUCAACAGGUACAGGACAGUGAAAAGUGUUCACAAAGAUUCAAGGAAAGUGUUGAAUUAAAAGAAGAUCCAGAUAAAACAUCAGCUAUGAGAUCAAGUGCCAGGAAGCAGAAGCCAGCGAAAGACUUAAUAGGAAGUCAGAUGGUCACUCAAACAGCAGCCUGUGCUGAGGAACUAUUUAAUCAAGAAAAGGGAACCACAGAAAAACCAGAGGAAUCCAUGCACAAACAAAGUACACCAAUAAGUGAUGGUCAAAAAACUACAAAACAGAAAGCGGACAUGAAGCACUGGCCAAGGACUCCUGAUAGAAAGACCCAACCUCUAGAAGACCCAGCUAGUCUCAAGGAGUUCUUCGAAACACCAAACUGCAGAGACAAACCCAUAGGAGAUAAUAAAAACAAAGUCCUUUGCAAAACCCCACAACCUAUAACAGAUAACACCAAAACAAGCACAAAACCAUGGCACAGCACAUCUGGGAAGAAAGUAGACAUGAAAGAAGAACACUCUGAACAAAAGAAGUUUGUGCACAUGUCAGGAGGAACCAGGCAUACUCCCAAAGUUCCAGAACUUGCACACGGGGGAAUUAAAGCUUUGAAGGAAUCUGAUAAUCGAAUGCUGGACCUGACUGUAACUGGCAGCAAGAAGCCGGUAGGAAAAGCUAAAGAGAAGGCUCAGCCCGUGCAAGACCUGACUGGUUUCCAUGAACUCUUUCUAUCACCAGUCCCUGGUGACAAAAUCACAAAAAUAUCCAAUAAAUCACCAUAUCCAGAACUUCCAGAACUGGCCAGAACCCCAGCAAGCAUUAAGAGACUGUCUAAGACAGGUCUUGGUAAGGGGGAUUUAAGAGAAGAGGUUUCAACACUUGGGAAACGAACAAAGUCUCCAGGCAGAACCUCAUACACACCCAUAGCAUCAGAGCUAGAAGAGAAUGAUACCACAGCCUUUGUGGAAACUCCAAAGCAGAAACUGGAUUUUACAGAGAACUCAACAGGAUCUAAGAAAAGGUCACGGGCACCUAAGAUGAGGGUUCAACCCCUAGAAGACCUGGAUGGCUUUCAGGAACUCUUCCAAACUCCAGCUGGUACCAGUGACCCAGUAACUGUUGGGGAAACUGCAAAGGUAUCUUUGGAAUCUCUACAACUGGAACCAGUCAGAACCCCAGCAAGCACAAAGAGACUGUCCAAGGCAGGUCUUGAUAAGGCAGAUGAGAGAGAAAAGCUUUCAACAGUUGGAAAACGAACAAAGUCGCCAGGCAGAACCUCACGCUUAUCCACAGCACCAGAGCUAGAAGAGAAUGAUACCACAGCCCUUGUGGAAACUCCAAAGCAGAAACUGGAUUUCACAGAGAAUUCAGCAGGAUCUAAGAGAAGGUCACGGACACCUAAGAUGAAGGCUCAACCCCUAGAAGACCUGGAUGGCUUCCAAGAACUCUUCCAAACUCCAGCUGGUGCCAGUGACCCAGUAACUGUUGGGGAAACUACAAAGGUGUCUUUGGAAUCUCUACAACCGGAACCAGUUAGAACCCCAGCAAGCACAAAGAGACUGUCCAAGGCAGGUCUUUAUAAGGAUGAUGUUAGAGAAGAGCUUUCAGCACUUGGGAAACGAACAAAGUCGCCAGGCAGAACCUCACACACACCCACAGCACCAGUGCUCGAAGAGAAUGAUACCACAGCCUUUGUGGAAACUCCAAAGCAAAAAUUGGAUUUCUCAGAGAAUUCAACAGGAUCUAAGAGAAGGUCACGGACACCUAAGAUGAGGGCUCAACCCCUAGAAGACCUGGAUGGCUUCCAAGAACUCUUCCAAACUCCAGCUCGUGACAGUAACCUAGUGACUAUUGGCAAAAUUACAAAGGUGUCUUUGGAAUCUCCACAACCAGAACCAGUCAGAACCCCAGCAAGCACAAAGAGACUGUCCAAGGCAGGUCUUGGUAACGCAGAUAUGAGAGAAGAGCUUUCAACACUUGGGAAACGAACAAAGUCGCCAGGCAGAGCCUCACGCACACCCACAUCAGCAGUGCAGCAGGAAAAAGGAAUAAAAGAAAUUAUGGAAACUUCAACUAAGAAACUGGAGUCUUUAGGAAAUUUAACUGGGUCUAAGAAACAGUCUAGAACACCUAAGAAAGAGGGCCAAUCUCUAGAAGACCUACCUGAUUGUCAGGAGCUCUUCCAAACACCAGACCAUAGUAGUGGCCCAUUGGUUGUUGGCAAAACCAAAAGAAUGUCCUUUAAUUCUCCACAACCAGAUCCUGCCAUAACCCUAAGAAGCAUAAAGAGACAGUCCAGGGCAACAAUGGGUGAAAUGGAAGUGAAAGAAGAAUUUUCAGAAUCGGAGAAAUGCCAACAAAUAGAAAAGGCCAUAGACACACUCCAAGUAUCAAAUGAUAACAAUGUCAUUAGAGCACCAAAGCAAUCUGCAAAGCGGAAACUGGAUUCAGCAGCUAGUUUGCCUAGCAGCAAGAGGCUACGACGUGCAUCUAAGGAUAAGACACCAUGCCUGGAAGACCUGAGUGGUUUCCAACAGCUUUUCCAAACACCAGGCCAUUCUAAGGAUUCACUGACUAUUGGUGAAACUUUAAAAAUGCCCACCAAAUCUCCACAGUCAGGACCACUUAGAAACCACACCAGCAGAAAGAGUCUGCCCAAGAUCAGUCUCGGGAAAAUAGAUGUGACAGAAGAACUUUCAGCUCUCCAGAAGCAGUCACCAGGCAAAGCCCCCACAGCAUCAGAACAAAUGGAUGAAGGAAUACAAGCAAUUAGGAAGACUUCAAAGGAGAAACUAGAGACUGCAGUAAGUGUAAUUGAGUUUACAAGACAGAGAAGAGCACCUAAGGUAAAAGCUCUACCUCUGGAAGACCUUGAUGGCAUCCAAGAACUCUUCCAAACACCAGGCCACAGCACUGAUCCAGUAAUUGGUAACAAAAGAACAAGUAUGUCCUUGAGAUCUCCACAACCAGGAAUUGUUAGAACCUUACAAACAUCAAAGAGACUAGCCAAGACAAGUCUUGGAAAAGAGCAUAUGAGAGAAGAGAUCUCCUCAGUGAAUAUGCUUGGGUGUGCUGUAGGGGAGAUUGUACACACAUCCAGACUUCAAGAAGAUGAUGGGAGAGAGAACAAGGAUCUGGAGGAAUCCAGAAUUCUCACACUGGGCCCAUCAGUAAAUGUAACUGGCAGCAAGAAGAAGCAGCGAGGGACACAUAAGAAAAGGUCUCAGUCCCCAGAAGACAUAUUUGAUCUUCAGGAACUCUUCCAAACACCAGCUACUCAUAAAGACUCAGUGACUCUUCAUGAAACUACAAAAAUGUCUUUGGAUUCUUCAGAACAUUUCAGAACCCCAGCAAGCACAAAGAGACUGUCCAAGGCAGGUCUUGAUAAGGCAGAUGAGAGAGAAGAGCUUUCAGCACUUGGGAAACGAACAAAGUCGCUAGGCAGAGCCUCGCACAUAGCCAUAGCACCGGUGCUCAAAAAGAAUGAUACCACAGCCUUUGUGGAAACUCCAAAGCAGAAAUUGGAUUCCACAGAGAAUUCAGCAAGAUCUAAGAGAAGGUCACGGACACCUAAGAUGAGGGCUCAACCCCUAGAAGACCUGGAUGGCUUCCAAGAACUCUUCCAAACUCCAGCUGGUACCAGUGACCCAGUAACUGUUGGGGAAACUACAAAGGUGUCUUUGGAAUCUCCACAAUCAGCACAUAAUAGAACCCCAGCAAGCACAAAGAGACUGUCCAAAGCAGGUCUUAGUAACGCGGAUGUGAGAAAAGAGCUUUCAACACUUGGAAAACAAGCCAAGUCACCAGGCAGAACCUCACACACACCCACAGCACCAGUGCUCGAAGAGAAUGUUACCACAGCCUUUGUGGAAACUCCAAAGCAGAAACUGGAUUUCACAGAGAAUUCGUCAGGAUCUAAGAGAAGGUCACGGACACCUAAGAUGAGGGCUCAACCCCUAGAAGACCUGGAUGGCUUUCAGGAACUCUUCCAAACUCCAGCUGGUGCCAGUGACCCAGUAACUGUUGGGGAAACUACAAAGGUGUCUUUGGAAUCUCUACAACCGGAACCAGUCAGAACCCCAGCAAGCACAAAAAGACUGUCCAAGGCAGGUCUUUAUAAGGAUGAUGUUAGAGAAGAACUUUCAGCACUUGGGAAACGAACAAAGUUGCUAGGCAGAGCCUCGCACAUAGCCAUAGCACCAGUGCUCAAAGAGAAUGAUACCACAGCCUUUGUGGAAACUCCAAAGCAAAAAUUGGAUUCCACAGAGAAUUCAGCAAGAUCUAAGAGAAGGUCACGGACACCUAAGAUGAGGGCUCAACCCCUAGAAGACCUGGAUGGCUUCCAAGAACUCUUCCAAACUCCAGCUGGUACCAGUGACCCAGUAACUGUUGGGGAAACUACAAAGGUGUCUUUGGAAUCUCUACAAGCAGAGCCAGUCAGAACCCCAGCAAGCACAAAGAGACUGUCCAAGACAGGUUUUGGUAAGGCGGAUGUGAGAGAACAACUCUCUCCGCUGAAUAAACGAAGGUGUUCAGCACAGGAAGACAUGUAUGUACUCAGACUUUCAGAAAAUGAUGUCACAGGAACCAAAGAUUUAAAGGAAUCUGCAGCUCAAAUAUUAAACCCAGCAGUGAAUGUAACUAGCAACAAGAGGCAGCAAGGGGCGUGUAAGAAAAAGUCCCAGUUCCCAGAAGACCUAUCUGGUCUCCAGGAGCUCUUCCAAACACCAGGCCAUGACAAGGAUUCAUUGGCAGGUGAUAAGCUCACAAAAAUGCCCCACAGAUCUCUGCCACCAGAGCCAAUAAACACUUCAGUAACCUCACAGAGACAGUCCAGAACUAGACGGAUGAAAGAAUGUGUGAAAAGUGGACUAUCAGGAGACAGAAUGCUUCCGCAAAUGUCAGAGGAAAUCAUGGACAUAUCUAGAGUACCUGAAUGUGAAGACAAGGGCAUUAGAACAAGGAAGCAAUCUGUAAAACGGAAAUUGGACACAGCAGUCAGUGUGCCCAGCAGCAAGAGGCAACGAGUUGCACGAGCAGAAAAGGCACAGACCCUUGAGGAUCUGCCUGAGUUCCAAGAGCUCUACCAAACUCCAAGCUUGGCAGUGGAGCCAGUGAUUGUUGACAAAACCACAAAGAUGCCCAGCAAAUCUCCAGAGCCUGUGGACACAACUUCAGAAACACAGACAGGAAGAAGACUCAGGAGAGUGGGUGUGAUGAAAGAGCCUCUAGUACAAAGAAAGACUACAAGAGUGUUGCGGGAAACCAGAAACACAUGCAAAGAGCCUGUGGAUGACAGCAAAGAUGUCAAAGAGUUUAAGGAAUCUUCAAUGCAGAAACAAGACCCAGCUGUAAUUUUAACCGGCAGGAGGAGGCAACCAAGGACACUUAAGGAGAAAACCCAACCCUCUUGGAUGCCCAGCAUCCAAGAGGAAACAGCCACAAGAAUAUCUUGUGAAUUUCCACAACCAAAAGAAAAGGAAAGCUCAGCAUCCUCAAAGAGGCAGCUCAGAAUACAACUGUGCAAAGUGGGUGUGAAAGAAGAGCCCACAGCUCAGAGAAAGCCACGAGGCAGGGUAACCAGGAAUACACUCAAAGAGCCCACGAGUGAGAGUGGAAAUGUUGAAGAGCUUAAAGAGUCUACAGAGCAGAAGAUUGACCCAGUAGCAAGUGUGCCUGUCAGCAAGAGGCCACGGAGGGUACCCAGGGAAGUCACUGGACCCAUAGAACCAGUCCAAAUUCCAGGUCACACUGAGGAAUUAGCAAGUGAUGAAAGACUCACAAGAGUGCCCUGUGAUUCUCUACAACCAGAGCAAGCAGACAACCUCCAGACCUCACCAAGACGUCUUAGGACAAGACGUGGGAAAAUAGAGGUGGACCAAGAACCUUCAGUAGUGAAGAAGACAGUGCCAACAUCAAGGCAAACUACACGAUCCCGCAAGGUCCCUGAAAUUGAUGACAAAGACACCCAAGCUUCAAAAGAGUCUGGAGAGCAGCUAUUAGAAACAGUUGCCAAUGUAACUGGCAGCAGGAGGCAGCUAAGGGCACAUAAGAAUGAGGUCCAACCUUUUGAAGUCCUGGGUGACUCCAAAAAAAUAAUUCAAAUAUCAGAGCACACUGAGAAACUAAGACAUGAGACCAGUACCCUAAAGAGCACAAUACAGCAAAUGCCAGACCCCAUAAAACCUCUGAGAACAAGCAGGAGAGUGCUAAGGGCCUCUAAAGAGGACACUGUGGAAACUGUGGAAAUGUCGGUGGAUACCAGAGACCCUGCAGAAUCACAAAGCAAAAACAACACUUUUCUGUCCCCCAAGAGGAAGUCUGCAAGAGGUGGAAGCGGUCCAAGAACCAGGGGGUUGUGCUCUGUGACUCCAAAGCAGGAAGCAAUAGAUGAGAAACCUGCACCUAAGAAACAGAGGGCUGCUCCCAGCAAGAGGCGCGUGUCACCUGAGCCUGUGAAGAUGAAAUACCUGAGAAUCAUGUCAAGCAAAAUUGAACCAGUGGAAGAGCAGAUAACAGAAGAGGAAGCCCAAGUAGAAAACUCAACCCCUCCAGAUCAGAAAAUGCCUCUGCCCUCCAGAUACCGAAAGAAAACCAGUGAAAAACAUCCAAGGCCCAAGGUUGGUGCAUCUACAGAGAAGGAUGGGAUGAAGAUAAAUGAGAAGACCAUGAAGAGCUCCCAGGAGACAGAGCUUCAGAACACAGAUGAUGGAGCCAAGAAGUCUACAUCUAGGGGCAAAGUCAGUGGGAAAAGAACGUGCUUAAGGUCUGGAGGACAGAGUGAGAUUCCCCAGCCUCGUGCAGCAGAGGAGAAAACAAGUGAGACUGGUGCAAAAAUCUUGAAGACUCAGAAAGAGAAAGGAGUCUCUGGAGAUUUAGAUGCCAGGUCUUUGAGAUCCAGAAAAACUGGAGCCACUUUGGACAGUGAACCUAACCCAAAAGUAACUCGGGGUGCCAAGAAAGAUAUAAAAGUUCCAAAAAAGGAUGAAGACAUUGUAUACACCACAAAGUUAAGGACAAGAAGUCACAAGAAUAGUUAAAAGUAUGUAGCAAAGACAUUUAAGAAGAAAAAAUAAAUUUAGCUUAAUGAUAAAUUCCAAUGUGGUUUUCAUCUUCAAUGUAAAGAUAAACUGUAAUAUAAUAUACUGCCUGUGUUUAAGGAAGGAAGCUUUGAGCUUUCGUGGUUAGACUCUCUUCAAACUCCAGUGGAGAUCAUGAAGGAGGUCACCAGGAUCUCAGAGCGGUAGCAAUUUAAAAGUUUGGAGGUGAGCAGGCUGAAGUGUGGCCCUCUAUUCUGUACAAUAAAGCUUUG
Chionomys nivalis (European snow vole) is the source of this 9923-nucleotide messenger RNA. RefSeq names its product marker of proliferation Ki-67 (gene Mki67). Lineage: Eukaryota; Metazoa; Chordata; Mammalia; Rodentia; Cricetidae. The transcript is spliced from 14 exons. Gene Ontology annotation, biological process: regulation of chromosome segregation; regulation of mitotic nuclear division. The coding region runs from base 1 to 9651 and encodes 3216 amino acids. The record is from RefSeq and is a predicted model, not a curated record. Gene Ontology annotation, cellular component: nucleus; chromosome. Gene Ontology annotation, molecular function: protein binding.